AUGUCGGGCGAACACUCUUUCAUGGCCAGUUCAGUGGCCACAGCAGCAGCGCCUCCACCGCUCGCUGCGCAACCCAGCAUUGGGACUCCGCCGUCGGCGUCGUCGCAGUCAGUUCCCCCUGGACACCCAUCCUUCAGGCGACAACGCGCUAGCAGAGCGUGCGAAACCUGCCACGCAAGGAAAGUACGAUGCGACGCCGCCUCACUGGGAAUCCCGUGCACCAACUGCACCACCUUCGGCAUCGAGUGCCGCAUUCCCCAGCCCAAGCGCAAGAAGACGCAGACAGCCAGGGCCAAAGACGCCGAUAGUGACCGAGGAGAUAGCGACGACCGCUCACCAGCCAGCACUUCAGUCGAGCCGCGCGAGAAGUCGGCCGUAUACAACUCCCAAGAUGGAACACCCUCGACUACCGUCUCGCCCGAAUACGCUGCCCAGCAAGCUACUCACAAUGGCACCUAUGUGCAAUUCAUGAAGCCCAAAUUUGCGCGUGCCCCCAUUAAAGAAGCCGGCCGCGUCGCAUACCUUGGAGAAUCAUCCAACCUUUCACUGCUCGUACACGACCGCUAUGGCACCACCGAUGUUGUCCACUAUCCGCUUCCAGAAAACGUGCGGGGUGCGAAGGCGCGGGUCAACGAGAUGGACAACAUGGAGAUAGAGAUACUGCACCAGCGAGGUGCCUUCCUGCUCCCGCCACGGGCGCUGUGCGACGAACUCGUCGAGGCCUUCUUCAGAUGGGUGGCCCCAGUCGUGCCAGUCAUCAAUCGCAGCCGCUUCAUGCGCCAGUACCGAGACCCGAAGAACCCGCCCUCGCUCCUCUUGUUACAGGCUAUUCUCCUGGCAGGCUCACGAGUGUGUACCAAUGCGCAGUUGAUGGACUCCAGUGGCUCAACAACCCCCGCAGCCAUGACCUUCUACAAGCGCGCAAAGGCCUUAUACGAUGCUAACUUCGAGGAUGAUCGCGUAACCAUCGUGCAAGCACUCAUCCUGAUGGGCUGGUACUGGGAGGGGCCCGAGGAUGUAACCAAGAACGUCUUCUACUGGACCCGAGUGGCUAUUGUUGUAGCUCAAGGCUCGGGCAUGCACCGUAGCGUCGAGGGUUCACAGCUGACACGCUCAGACAAGCGUUUGUGGAAGCGUAUCUGGUGGACACUGUACAGUCGAGACCGUUCAGUGGCAGUAGCACUAGGCAGACCGGUUGCCAUUGACCCUGAAGACUCUGACGUUGAAAUGGUAUCUGAAGACGACUUCAUCGACGACGAGACAGACCAUGCUGCAGAGUACCCACCAGAUCCCAUCCAUGUCCAGUUCUUCAUCAACUACGUCAAACUUAGCGAGAUCAUGGGCCUGGUUCUAUCGCAACAAUACUCAGUGGCGUCCAAACACCGCAGAGCGAAUGCUAUAGAUCUUACCCACAGUGACAUGGCGCUUGCGGACUGGCUGCAACAUUGCCCACCAGAAGUGCAGUGGGAGCGUAACCGCCACCACUUCUGGGCUGCCCUACUACACUCGAAUUACUACACCACCCUAUGUCUUCUACAUCGUGCACAUAUGCCACCGGCAGGCUCGCCAAAGGCCAGUCAUUUGGACGGAUUUGGUGAGGCUAAUGCAUACCCGUCACGGAAUAUCGCAUACCAAGCGGCUGCUAUGAUUACAUCCAUCAUUGAAAACCUCCGUGCUCAUGAUGAGAUACGGUACACUCCCGCAUUCAUCGUGUACAGCUUGUUCUCCGCCCUCAUCAUGCACGUCUACCAGAUGAAGUCGUCGAACAAGUCCGUCGUCUCGGCGACGGAGCAACGCCUUCAGAUUUGCUUAGACGCUCUUAAAGAGGUCUCCAAGGUCUGGCUCGUUGCAAAGAUGGUGCACACACUUUUUGAAUCGAUUCUUGGCAACAAGCAUCUUGAAGAGCGCCUACAAAAGGCUGCCGGUCGCAAUCACAAGAAGAACAAAGUUCCUUCGGUUCCACCACCACCACCUCCAAAACCUGCCCAAGAGUCGUCAAAACGAAAGUUCGAUGAUAUGGACCUAGGCUUCCCUGUUCCUAGUGGACCCCCGGCUGCUCAAGUUUCCUAUGAGCGAUCAAGACCGCAGACUCCGGCCGUCACGCCGUCGCGCGAGUUACAACCCCAACAACAGAUGCCCCAGAUGACUACUGGAUCUCCGCAGAUGAACCGGCAGAAUCACGAUGCUUUCAUGGGCCCUUCACGGUCGGGAACACGCCCGACGACGCCAUUCAACCCAUCAUACUCGUACCCUGGAACGCCACCCGAUCUCUUCCUGGUUACCCGCGAUACUCCUAAUAUCAGUCAAGAAGUAUGGCAAAACUUCCAACCCGACCAGCUAUUCCCAGCCGACACACAAGUCAACUUCCCACAAAUGUCGCCCAUGCAAAAUCAUAGUCUCGUCGACCCGGCGUUGAGCCAGCCGCAGAACAUGCCCAUGCCCUCACAACAGACUGCUGGGGGUCAACCACAGAUGCAAAAUCCACCAUCAAACACGGGCAUUCCUGGCGGUUACGAACAUAAUAACACUCAGUCCUGGCAGCAACAGAUGGAGAUGAUGUCACAAAACCAGCAACAACAUAGCGCACAGGAUGAUGCUUGGAGUCAGAGUUCCGGAGGUCGACCUAAUCCUAUUGUGCCGAUGAGUCUAAAUGUUGACGAUUGGUUCAACUUCUUCGGUAUCAACGGCGAGGCCGAUAUGUCGCACCUGUUCCAGCAAGGCCCAGCUUAG
Alternaria postmessia is the source of this 2730-nucleotide messenger RNA. It is a transcript of the gene CTF1ALPHA, whose product is annotated as Cutinase transcription factor 1 alpha. Gene Ontology annotation, biological process: DNA-templated transcription; regulation of DNA-templated transcription. The record is from RefSeq and is a predicted model, not a curated record. The transcript is spliced from 7 exons. Lineage: Eukaryota; Fungi; Ascomycota; Dothideomycetes; Pleosporales; Pleosporaceae. Gene Ontology annotation, molecular function: zinc ion binding; DNA binding; DNA-binding transcription factor activity, RNA polymerase II-specific. The coding region runs from base 1 to 2730 and encodes 909 amino acids.